Molecule: messenger RNA, 347 nt
Organism: Melampsora larici-populina 98AG31
Lineage: Eukaryota; Fungi; Basidiomycota; Pucciniomycetes; Pucciniales; Melampsoraceae
Exons: 2
Coding region: 9-224 (71 amino acids)
Source: RefSeq, a predicted model, not a curated record
GCGACAAAAUGGAAUUAAGAUUCCUCUCUGCAAGGUCAAAAGAAAUGAGGGACAAGGACUUUAAACAAGCAGCCAAAAACUCGAGUGAAAAAAUAUCAAUAAUUAAUUCAAAUGUUCAAAAUACCAAAAAGACAAAAACCAAAACCAAAAAAGAAAAAGAAGUAAUGAUAUUGUUUGUUUUUUUAUGUAGUAAACUUUAUAAAAAUAGGGGGUGUCAAGUUUGAUUUUUUAUAACAAAAAAAACUAUGAAACGGCUAAGUUUUUAUGUUAUAACUCAAAAAAAACUUAGCCGUGGUUGUUUAAUAACUGCUAAACCAUGAUUGAGGUUUUUUUACAUUUUGGCCUCG